Messenger RNA from Triticum urartu, 2073 nucleotides. Lineage: Eukaryota; Viridiplantae; Streptophyta; Magnoliopsida; Poales; Poaceae. The record is from RefSeq and is a predicted model, not a curated record.
AUGGCGAUGGCGAGCUCGGGCACAGAGAAAAGAAAAAUAACGGCGGCGAUGCGAAGGUGGCUGGCGGUGGCGAACUCGACCCCGGCGCUGCUCCACGGGUUCCUGGUGUUCGAGGUGUCAUGGCGGGACGUGCACGGCAUCAACUACUACAACGACCUGCUCACUGACACGUCCCUCGCCCUGGAGGCGCGCUACCUCAACAAGUGGGAGUUUUACAGCGCCGAGCAGGCCGCCGGGUGCGCGUCUGAGUGGUUCCUCGGCCGCGCCUCCGAGACGCACUCCCUCCGAGGGUACCUCCUCCACUAUCACCACCACCAUCAUCGUCCUCGUCCUCGUCACCAUCAUCGCUCCUCCUCCGCGGCGUCCGCCGGAGAAGAGGAACACGCUCGCGACGACGUUAUGAAUACGAUGGCGGCCAGCAGCAGCGGCGACGAGAGGUGCACGCCCACGUUGAGGAGGAGGAUGAGCUGGCGGAGCAGGGCUAGGAGGAAGAACCUACAGCAGCAGCAACACACCGAUCGCGACGAGGAGGAGGAGGAGGAGAAGGAGCAUGAUGAUGAAGGGCGGGUUCCCAUGCAUAUGCAUAUGCAGCAGUAUAGGUACAGCGACACCCUGCUCCUGUUUCGGUCCCGGGACGCGGCACUGCCGUUCAAGCUCCGGCAGAUCAUCACGUCGGACAUCCGGCUGCUCACGCUGCUCGAGUCUGGGCUGCCGUCGUGGGUCAUCUUCCUGCAGUCGUACCCGGUGCUGUGCCACAUGUACCGGCCCUGGAUGCGGCCCCUGGCGCGGAGCCUCUACGUCAUGGCCUCCCUCGUCACCGUCAUCAUCGGCUUCUACGACCUGUACAAGAACGUGCCACUGCUCAAGUCGGCGGCGGCGCGCAUCUGCGGCCCGCUCUUCGAGUGGAUCGAGACGUGGGACAUGGUCACCCGCAUCCAGUACCUGGGCACCAUCCUCUUCCUCCGCAACCUGCGCAAGUUCAUGCAGGGGCUGCUCGCGCUCCUGCACGCCGCCAGGGCACUGCUCCGUGUUAUGCUCGCUCCAUUGGCCGACCUAGGCUUGUGUCAGCUGCUUGCCACACUGGUUGUCCUAGCCUCACACGUGUGGCGCCUGGUGGUCGACCUGGCAGAGGUGGUGUGGGCGCCGUUCGACGUCGUGCUCGACUGCGUCGCCGGAUUGGUCACAACCUUGUGGCCGGUGCUCAAGGUGGUGGUGUUGCCGGCGAGGUUUGCGGUGGCGGUCGCAGCGUGCGCGGGGUCCGUCUUGUCCAAUAGCUACAACUUCUUCAAGGACAUCUGGGAGACUCUGAGUAGCAUCUUCGAGCUCAACCACAUGUCGGAGGCGCAACAAAGCGCCUUCGACAUGACCACGCUCAAGACGCUAUGGAAUGACCUCUUCUCGCAGAUCUUCCGGGCCAUCAGGGGCAUCCUCAAUGGCAUCCUUGUCUUCUUCUACGCCUGCAACAGGCACAGGCUCAGAUGUAGGAAUUGCAAUAAUAUCCUGGCGGUGCGCAUCUGUGGCCCGCUCUGCGAGUGGAUCAAGACGUGGGACAUGGUCACCCGCAUCCAGUACCUGGGCACCAUCCUCUUCCUCUGCAACCUGCGCAAGUUCAUGCAGGGGCUGCUCGCGCUCCUGCACGCCGCCAGGGCACUGCUCCGUGUUAUGCUCGCUCCAUUGGCCGACCUAGGCUUGUGUCAGCUGCUUGCCACACUAGUUGUCCUAGCCUCACACGUCUGGCGCCUGGUGGUCGACCUGGCAGAGGUGGUGUGGGCGCCGGAUUGGUUUGCGGUGGCGGUCGCAGCGUGCGCGGGGUCCGUCUUGUCCAAUAGCUACAACUUCUUCAAGGACAUCUGGGAGACUCUGAGUAGCAUCUUCGAGCUCAACCACAUGUCGGAGGCGCAACAAAGCGCCUUCGACAUGACCAUCAAGACGCUAUGGAAUGACCUCUUCUCGCAGAUCUUCCGGGCCAUCAGGGGCAUCCUCAAUGGCAUCCUUGUCUUCUUCUAUGCCUGCAACAGGCACAGGCUCAGGAUGCGCCCGUCGAAUGUGACGUAUGCAAGUGACCAAUCAUAG